Molecule: messenger RNA, 2752 nt
Organism: Lytechinus pictus (painted urchin)
Lineage: Eukaryota; Metazoa; Echinodermata; Echinoidea; Temnopleuroida; Toxopneustidae
Product: acetylcholinesterase-like
Exons: 10
Coding region: 111-1892 (593 amino acids)
Source: RefSeq, a predicted model, not a curated record
AGAAACGCGAGGGCCUAAUCUGUCACAUUUGACUGACAUGCAGUCACCAGAAGGCCUUUCUUUUAUUGGGUAGGCCUACUUUCUGAAAAUCAUAAAUCAUAAUAUACAAGAUGAUGAGGUCUACUUUAAUCAUCUUAGCUUUGUUCUCAUUGAACACGUCUGCCCAGCCCAUUGUAAGACUACAUGAAGGAUUAAUUGAGGGAAAGACAGUCUUAUUUAAUGAGCGAAAUAUCAGUCAACUCGUCGAUGUCUUUCUGGGGGUUCCAUUUGCCGAACCGCCUAUACGUUUUGGUGCACCGGUCCCUAAGACUCCAUGGAGCGGCGUCCUGGACACCACAUCCUUCAAACCAGCUUGUAUGCAAACACGAAAGAAAGCAUUACCCAAUGUAGAUGAAGAUUGUCUCUACUUGAAUGUGUAUUCCCCAAACCCUAAGCCCAGCCAAGCUGCAGUACUUGUUUAUAUACAUGGUGGGACAUUCAGAGCCGGUACAGCAAUGAGACCCCACUCCUAUGGAGUUCCAUUGGUUGCCGUCGGGAAUGUUAUUCUGGUCACCAUCAAUUACAGACUCGGCAUAUUCUCAAGAUUUUCAACAGGGACCUAUGAGGCACGUGGUAACUAUGGAAUGCUAGAUCAGGUAGAAGCGUUGCGAUGGAUACAACGGAAUAUUGGAGCUUUUGGAGGAGACGGUGAUCAGGUGACCCUAAUGGGUUUCAGCGCUGGCGCUGGGAGUGUAAACUUUCAUUUGCUCUCCAGGUUGAGCCGAGGUCUUUUCAGUCAAGCAAUAAUGCAGAGUGGUAACGUUUUCUCUCCGUGGGCAUUCAAGAAUGUUACACCAGAAGAGGAUCGUAAAAAAGCAGAGCAACUUGGCCUUUCAAUGGGAUGCCCAACGACUUCUAUACCUGAUAUGAUUGAAUGCUUAAGAACGACAAAAGCCACUAUUCUCACGACGACAGCAAACACGAUCUAUAACAGCGAAUAUCCAAUCCACGUGGACGGUCUCUUCCUAGAGGACACGCCAUCAAAUCUAUAUAGGUUGGGCGAAUUUAAAGUGUGUCCUCUUCUCGCAGGAUAUAGUAGAGAUGAAGGCACUACCACUCUUCGCUCCUUCUACCGGGAACAUCUGCACCAACGAUACCGUCCUCAAACCAACCUGAAGACUGCACAAGAUCACGUGAUAUCUAUGAUGGCUCUGAUUGGUUACAAUGGAACUAUUCUACGUGACGCAGCUUUAGAGCUGUACACGGAUUGGUCCAAAGCUGCUGAUGGAGAUUUCACUCGGACCUACAUUGAUGUCUACACUGAUGUGUUCUAUGCAUGCACCACGGACAGGGUCAUUCGAGCUCACUCAUCGGAGAGGUCUAAAAUCUUCAAGUACAUAUUCACCCAUGAACCAACAGUGAGUAAGCCAAUCUUACAUCACGGCAUAGCAGAUGUGUCCAUGACCCUUCCGACUCCCUGGUUAAACGCGACUCAUGGGGCAGAUACAAUGUACGUCUUCGGAAGGCAUUUCAUGAAGGAGUUUCAAAAUCCUUUAUUCAACUACACAGAAGAGAACAAGGCCCUUUCUGUCCAGAUAAUGAAAUAUUGGACUAACUUUGCAAAGUCAAGUGAUCCUAACAAGUCGAGUAGAGAUGAUCUGAUAGAUGAUGAAAUUGAACCUUGGUUUCCAUUCACAACGGAUGGCUUAAUACACAAAGAACUAUCUCCUACUCUUAGAAAUGGCAGGGCAGCAAGGGCCAAGGAAUGCCACUUCUUAAACGUCUACAUGCCGCAGUUGAAAUCAGCAACGAAAUCUAUAACGGAGGACGAACAGCAAUGGAAGCAGGAUUAUAAAUCGUGGCAAGAGUAUUUCAUCUCUUGGAGGGACCGAUUUGAACAUCUCAAUGAAUAACUUUUAUGUGAUCCAUUUCUGGACGGUAUACACCAGCUUUCACCAAUCGAAUGAAUAAUAUUUUUAUAUAUUUUUAUAGGCUGAGUAAACCAUAUUAUUUGGUAAAUUAACUGAAUGAAGCGAGCAAAACAGCGAACAUUAUUUUCAUUAAGAUCAAAUUUAGAUAUGAAAGAAAUUGAUGUCAUUUUAUUGUUUUUGUUCAUUUUCCAGCGGAGCGUUUUAUGAAAGGACUUUUCGGACGUUUUAUCAACAAAAACGUCAAAUUUUCUAGGCCCCCAAGUCUCGUUUUAUCCGAUAGUUACCAGUAAACAUGCUUCUCAGCCAAUCAAAAUAAAAAAAAGUUGUCAGAUGUCGGACGAAAAUGUUGAUGAAACACUCCCCAGGAUUUCACAAACAGUAAAAUGCGUAACAUUUGAGACAGGAAAUUCACUGAACUUCUAGUGAGUAUGAAAUGUUUCAAUUUUCGUAUAUAAAUUUAUCGGAUAAUAAAAUAAAAAGUGGAGCGCCUCUGGCAGUCUCACCUGCAUCGCGCGAUUCAAUAUAGCAGCAGUGCUGAUUUUGAAAACUACUAUAAAAUAAUUAUUCACAAAAAACACCAUUCAUAAUAAUGAUACAAUACUACGUUCAUUGACAAUUAAAGUCAUUUGGCCUUGAUCAUACGACCUAAGACUUGUCACUUUGUCAGUGAUACUUGAUUACCCCUAUAUCCACAUUUUUAAAACUAUAUCUAUAAACUUUGAAAGUUAUGACAAUCUAAUAAUUACCUCCAAAAUGGCCAAAGUUCGUUGACCAUAAAUGGCCUUUGACCUUGAUCAUGUGACCUGAAACUCGCACAGGAUGUUCAAUGAUACUUGAUUACU